Molecule: messenger RNA, 1740 nt
Organism: Caenorhabditis remanei
Lineage: Eukaryota; Metazoa; Nematoda; Chromadorea; Rhabditida; Rhabditidae
Exons: 11
Coding region: 1-1740 (579 amino acids)
Source: RefSeq, a predicted model, not a curated record
AUGUCUGAGGAUGGAAUCAAAGAAAUUGAGGAGAACACGGAGAAGGUAAAUUUGGAAAGUGAGAUGGCAAAUGAUGAAGAAGUGGACGAAGAGAAUGAUGACAUCACGAUUCCCGAACUUCCCGAAGGGAAAAUUCUAGAGCUCCGUCUGCUCUCCAAUUGGGGUGAUCCCAAUUAUAUUGGCUUGAAUUCGGUGGAGAUAUUCACGUCGACAGGGGAGAGAGCUGUUGUAGAGAACAUAACAACAAAUGUCACUGAAUACACUGGAAACUUGGAGUCCCUCCUCGUCGAACGUAUCCGUUGUAAGGAUACUGAAAAAAUGUGGUGCGCCAAAAAAUCACCAGAAAAUCUAGAUGGACAAAUUAUAUUGAGACUGAAAUUCAAGGAGUCUUGUAAAUUGGCUCUCGUCAGGUUUUGGAACUACAACGCUUCUCGUGUACAUGCUCAAAUUGGUGUCAGAUAUUUGGAGAUGAAUCUGGAUGGAAUCGGUAUAUUCAGAGGAGAACUUGAGUGUGCUUUCUCGGCGGAUUCUGAGUUCACACCGAUUAUGGGAGAGACUGUCCUCUUCACGACCUCCGAGAGUAUCCUAGAACUCAUUGCUGUCCAUGACGUUUGUCUCAUCAACCUUCCCGAAGAGCCCAUCGCCAACACUACAACACUCGAGCUACUGAAAGCUGAUCAUUUAACACCGUACCGCCCAUCGACUUGUGAAGAAAAGGAUACUCCAAACACACCGAAUAUCUCACUUCCUGCUCCGAAAUUUCCAGCAGCGUUGAGUUGUCCGCCGACGGGGUAUAGGCACGAUGUGAAAGUCCUCCACCUGGAACUUCUCACCAACUGGGGAAUGGACGGAUUGAUUGGGUUGACUGGAAUGGAAUUGGUUGAUGAUCGCAACCAGUUAAUCGAUGAAUCUCAGUUUACAGUCGUCACUUCAGAUGGAAACAAGGAGCAGACUGCGAAACUGUUCAAUGGCCGUAACCUAACACGUGACCCACAAGACAUGUGGCUUGUUGACUUUGAUUCCAAGAAACCAGUCACCAUAACAAUUACUUUCCAUGAAAUUGUUGCCCUAAAAGCAAUCUCAAUCUGGAAUUAUAACGCGAGUUUCGAGAUGUCAUACGCUGGAGUCAAGGCAUCAAAAAUCUAUGUAAACGGGAAGUUAUUCAAGAAUAUUGUUUUCCGAAAAGCCACUGGAUUCGUCUAUUUUGAUUACGUUCAAGAUAUUGUUCUGGAUCCAAAUAUGACGGAAAAUGAGCAUGUGCCAAAGGGAAUCAGUCAGAGUAUCGGAGGGUUCGUCUUCCAAAUCCGGCUCCUCUCCACUUGGGGUGACGAGUUCUACAUUGGACUCAAUGGAAUCGAGUUGUAUAAUCGGAAGGGAGAGCUAAUUAAAGUUCGAGAGAAUAAUCUGGCAGCAUUCCCAGAGAGUGUCAACAUCCUUCCGAAUAUCAAGAAUGACUUGAGAACUUCCAAUAAUUUGAUCACUCCGCCGAAUGAUACUGAUAUCGCCAAACACAUGUGGCUGACUGCUCUUCUUCCCAAUCGAUGUGCUCGUGUCUUUUUCGUAUUUGACGUUCAAACGUACAUCUCCAAAAUUGUGAUCUACAACUACCGUAAAACUCCGGACCGUGGUGUCAGACAUAUUUCGGUAACCGUCGACGACCUGAUCAUUUUUUCCGGAGAAGUUCCAGAAAGUACCGAGACAAUCACUGGAAAGCUGGAAAUUAAUUUGAUGGAUCUUUAA